GGAAUCAAGUGCUGAAAUUUUAUACGACGAAUAUUUUUGUUAACACCUCUAUCCAUUCACAUACAAAUCAAACUUUUGUAUAAUGGCUCUAAAUCCGCUGUACGAUGAUAUUGGCAAAGGAUUUGUCCAACAAUAUUACGCCAUGUUCGAUGAUCCAUUGCAGCGACCAAAUGUGGCCAAUUUCUACAGUGCCACUGAUUCAUUCAUGACCUUCGAAGGACUUCAAAUGCAGGGAGCAACAAAAAUCAUGGAGAAAAUCACAAGUCUGGCAUUUCAGAAGAUUUCCCGAGUGAUUACAACCGUGGACUCACAGCCCAUGUUCGAUGGCGGUGUCCUCAUCAAUGUGCUGGGUCGUUUGCAGUGCGACGAAGACCCACCACAUGCCUACUGCCAGACCUUUGUCCUCAAGCCUUUGGGUGGAACCUUCUUCUGUGCUCAUGAUAUUUUCCGCUUGAACAUACACAACACUGCAUAAAUG
Musca vetustissima is the source of this 478-nucleotide messenger RNA. RefSeq names its product probable nuclear transport factor 2. Bases 83 to 475 code for a protein of 130 amino acids. The transcript has a single exon. The record is from RefSeq and is a predicted model, not a curated record. Gene Ontology annotation, biological process: protein import into nucleus. NCBI's taxonomy places the organism in Eukaryota, Metazoa, Arthropoda, Insecta, Diptera, Muscidae. Gene Ontology annotation, cellular component: nuclear pore central transport channel.